ACUAGGGGAGAAGUGAUUGAAUGUGAAGUGUCAGGAGAUUGCUGCUUGUCCUUAAAACCCCAGGUCCGGCCGUGGGCUGCGGACGCCGGUGUGCGUUGGGGAGACCUGCGACUGCCAGGGCCGCACCCCCUCCCGCAGGACCUUGGCUGGCCUCGCGCGUUUCCUGCCUGUUUCCUGUCCAGCAGCUGGCGAGCUGGGGGCGGGCAGGAAAGGAUGCGCUGCCCAGAAGGGGCGGGAGCCGACCACACCCGGUCCCGAAUGCCCCCCGCCCUCCCGGUGCCCGCCCUCCCCACGCCGUCGGAGGCGGGCCCGGGCGGGGCAGUGGGAGCCGAGCGCCGCGGGGUCCGGGCGCGCAUUCCGAGACGCGAGAUGCUGGGCGCGCUGCCUCGCGGCCACUGAGGCCUCCCGUCUGCCUCGCCACUCGCCCGGCCAGCCUGGGGUCGCUGCCUGCCAGUCCUGAAAGGUGUUUUGGGGGAAAAAAAUCACAAUUUGGACGUGAGAAAGGACAUGAGGAGACUAAAGACCUGGGAUUUUGCUGAUCAGAAUGAAACCAAUGUUGAAAGACUUUUCAAAUCUAUUGUUGAUGGUGCUCUGUGACUAUGUUCUUGGAGAAGCUGAAUAUCUUCUCUUGAGAGAGUCAGGCCAUGUAGCACUAAGCAAUGACACCGUGUAUGUGGAUUUCCAGUAUUUUGAUGGUGCUAAUGGGACGCUGAGGAAUGUAUCUGUCCUGCUGUUGGAGGCCAACACCAAUCAGACCAUAACUACUAAGUACUUCCUGACCAAUCAGUCCCAGGGAACACUCAAGUUUGAAUGCUUUUACUUCAAGGAGGCUGGUGACUACCAGUUCACAAUGAGUCCAGAAGCAACAGACAACAGCACUCCAUUCCCCUGGUGGGAGAAAAGUGCCUUUCUGAAGGUGGAAUGGCCUGUGUUUCAUAUUGACUUGAACAGGAGCUCCAAGGCAGCAGAAGGCACCUUCCAAGUGGGCCUAUUUACCAGUCAACCACUGUGCCCAUUUCUUGUGGACAAGCCUGACAUCAUAGUGGAUGUCAUCUUCACCAACAGUCUUCCUGAAUCAAGGAGAAAUUCAGGACAGCUGCUGGAAAUAAGAACCAGCAAAAGGACAGAACUUGCUCAAGGUCAGUGGGUUGAGUUUGGCUGUGCACCUGUGGGGACGGAAGCGUAUGUUACCGUGGUGCUGAAGCUGCUUGGGCGAGACUCGGUCAUUACCUCCACAGGACCCAUUGACCUGGCCCGGAAAUUUGGAUACAAACUGAUGAUGGCACCAGAACUCACAUGCGAGUCCGGGGUGGAGGUGAUGGUGCUGCCUCCACCAUGCACCUUCGUGCAAGGAGUGGUCACUGUCUUCAAGGAGGCCCCCAGAUCCCCUGGGAAGAGGACCAUUCAUUUGGCUGAAAACAGCCUGCCCCUGGGAGAGAGACGGACCAUUUUUAACUGCACUUUGUUUGACAUGGGGAGGAAUAAGUACUGCUUUGACUUUGGCAUUUCGAGCAGAAGCCACUUUUCUACAAAGGAGAAGGAGUGCAUGCUAAUUCAGAGAAAUAUAGCUUUCCAGCCAUCCAGCCCAUCUCCUCUUCAGCCCCAGGGUCCAGCAAAGUCCAACAACAUCGUGACUGUCACUGGCAUAUCCCUGUGCCUGUUCAUCAUCAUUGCCACCGUGCUCAUCACGCUGUGGAGGAGGUUCGGCCGCCCCCCCAAGUGCAGCACCCCUGCUCGACACAACUCCCUCCACUCCCCCAGCUUCCGGAAGAACUCGGACGAGGAGAACAUAUGCGAGCUGAGCGAGCAGCGCGGGAGCUUCUCGGAUGGAGGAGACGGGCCCCCGGGGAGUCCGGGGGACACAGGCAUCCCUCUGACCUACAGGCGGAGCGGGCCGGUGCCUCCCGAGGACGAUGCCUCUGGCAGCGAGAGCUUCCAGUCCAACGCCCAGAAGAUAAUCCCCCCUCUGUUCAGCUACCGCCUCGCCCAGCAGCAGCUAAAAGAGAUGAAAAAGAAAGGUCUGACGGAAACCACUAAAGUGUACCACGUGUCUCAGAGUCCACUGACAGACACUGCCGUUGACGCGGCCGCCAGCGCCCCCUUAGACUUGGAAUGCCUAGAAGAAGCUGCAGCAAACAAGUUCCGGAUCAAAUCCCCAUUUCUGGAGCAGCCUGCGGUCAGCGCUGGGGAAAGGCCUCCCUCCAGGCCGGAUCUAAGUGUGACGCAGGCCAGCUGUGCCAUAAGCCCCAGCCAGACUCUGAUCCGCAAGUCACAGGCGAGGCACGUGGGCAGCAGAGGGGGCCAUUCCGAGAGGAGCCAUGCCAGGAACGCGCAUUUCAGGAGGACAGCGAGUUUCCAUGAAGCCAGGCAGGCCCGGCCGUUCCGAGAGAGGAGCAUGUCCACUCUGACUCCGCGGCAGGUGCCCGCCUACAGCUCUAGGACGCGGACCUGGGAGCAGGCAGAGGACAGAUCUAGGCCACCGAGUCGAGGCGCCCACCUGUUUCCUGAGAGGCUGGAGAAUUUCCAAGGGGCAGGUGGAACCGAUGGUCCAUUAAGCCCUCUCCCUAAAUCCUACACUUUGGGGCAGCCCUUAAGGAAACCAGACCUUGGGGAUCGCCAGGCAGGAUUAGUGGCAGGAACUGAGAGAACAGAGCCUCACAGAGCUCGUCGGGGACCGUCCCCCAGUCAUAAGAGUGUCUCAAGGAAACAGUCUUCACCCAUAUCCCUCAAAGAUAGCUACCAGAGGGUCAGCCCUCUGAGCCCUUCUCAGUGUCGGAAAGACAAGUGUCAAAGCUUCCCCGCUCACCCCGAGUUUGCCUUCUAUGACAACACGUCAUUUGGCCUCACUGAGGCUGAGCAGAGGAUGCUGGACCUCCCAGGAUAUUUUGGGUCAAAUGAAGAGGAUGAAACCACGAGUACACUUAGCGUAGAGAAGCUGGUAAUCUAGACUGAGAGUCUGCCUGAGCUUUAUACAGCUGGGAUCUGCUACUCACCUUCUGUAGACUUUUGUGUAACUAUUUGUGCCAUAGGACAGAAUGUGAUGAGGAAGUAGCACACACAGAGGACGAUGUGUGUGUAUGCAUGUGUUUCAAGUCACAAGGAAGGAAUUAUUUAUCUUGAGCUUUUUCCUUUGUUAUUCAGUUUCUAUUGGUUUAUUACUAAUAACAAUGAUAAUAAAAUGUAAAC
Messenger RNA from Cebus imitator (Panamanian white-faced capuchin), 3186 nucleotides. RefSeq names its product thrombospondin type 1 domain containing 1 (gene THSD1). The record is from RefSeq and is a predicted model, not a curated record. The coding region runs from base 545 to 2947 and encodes 800 amino acids. Gene Ontology annotation, cellular component: cell periphery. The transcript is spliced from 4 exons. NCBI's taxonomy places the organism in Eukaryota, Metazoa, Chordata, Mammalia, Primates, Cebidae.